This is a messenger RNA of Odocoileus virginianus texanus, 786 nucleotides long. Lineage: Eukaryota; Metazoa; Chordata; Mammalia; Artiodactyla; Cervidae. The record is from RefSeq and is a predicted model, not a curated record.
AUGGAGAGUCUUGGUCGAAUUUCCGAGACUGGAGAGCGCAGCCAUCGGAAGCGGUGGCUGCAGCAGACAGCCCACACCACUCAGACCAUCACCACCCAUCCACCACCCACCCCCCGCAGGGAACCGCCCUUACCACCAGGGACCGCCCUUACCGCCAGGGAGCGCCGUUACCGCCAGGAACCGCCCUUACCGCCAGGGGCCGCCGUUACCGCCAGGGGCCACCGUUACCGCCAGGGGCCGCCCUUACCGCCAGGGGCCACCGUUACCGCCAGGGACCGCCCUUACCACCAGGGACCGCCCUUACCGCCAGGGGCCGCCCUUACCGCCGGGGGCCGCCCUUACCGCCGGGGGCCGCCCUCACCGCCGGGGACCGCCCUCACCGCCGGGGGCCGCCCUUACCGCCAGGGGCCGCCCUUACCGCCGGGGGCCGCCGUUACCGCCAGGGGCCGCCCUUACCGCCAGGGGCCACCGUUACCGCCAGGGACCGCCCUUACCACCAGGGACCGCCGUUACCACCAGGGACCGCCCUCUUACCGCCGGGGACCGCCGUUACCGUCAGGGGCCGCCCUUACCGCCAGGGGCCGCCGUUACCUCCAGGGGCCGCCCUUACCGCCAGGGGCCGCCGUUACCGCCAGGGACCGCCCUUACCGCCAGGGACCGCAGCCCUGCAGGACCUCAGGCGUUUUCACAGGGCAGCAGCCGCACUCGCUUCAUCUCAUCAGGAAACUUAUCCUGGGCUGGAUGAGGGCAGGCUGCCAUGUCCCCAAACUACCAGCUGCAAGAUAG